CAUCAUUUUAUUUGCAGCAACAUUUUUUUGUCUGUGGAUUGUAUCAUAUGUUUACGCUAUGCCAUUAAACAUAGUACUUUAUUAGUACUAGUGAAAGUUUAGCCACUUCAGCCGUUCCCUAAUUUGAAAACGUUUCCUUUGGCAUCACAUAGUUCGCUUUCUGUUGAAAUGGGAACCACAGAUUUCAGAACAUAUAUUCUGCAAUUAAUCAAAAUAACUUUUUAGAAACCGCAUAACUUGACGAUAAAGUUCAUGCCGAAAUAAAUUCAUCAUCACUAAAAAUUUUUGUGCGACUUUAAUUUAUUUCUGUAAACUCACAAAAUUUCUUCGAUCGUGGUCUUUGAACGUUAAUCAGAACUUUAAUUUUGUGUCUUUGAAAACCGAUGCCUCAUAGUAGAAGCAACCCAAAGAUUUUAAGGUUCGUAAGUCAUCAAAAGAAUAAUAAUUGCAGUGAAAAUGACUGGAGGGAAUCAUUUUCGAAGAAGAAUGAACAAGUUUCGGAAAGUAAUUCUCUAUCUUCCUUCAGUGGCUUUGAGGUCGUCAACAGAUCAUGUGAUGGCAAUAGUGACUUAGCAUCAAGGAGAAAAAUGACUUUGGACGAUUUCCCACUUGAUAUGGUGGAUGAUGCUGGAAGUAAUUCUUUUUCAUCGUCGUCAUCCGACUUAAUGAGCUCCAGUGUGAUAGAAGGGAAAUGUUGUGAAGAACAUUUAUCACUUACAAGAGAAAUGGCCAUUAAACUUCUACAGGAGUACGUUAAAAACCUAAAGGAUUUCUCUUCGAUGAUGAGAGAAAGACAGUCGACAACUGUGAGGGAUAUUUCUACAUCUCCCAUACAUUCACCUUCAUUAGAUGACAGUGAUAAACUUAACUGUGUAAGAAAAAGGGACCACCAUAAUUCUGACAACUCAGUGGGUAGACAAAGGCCCUCAUCUAUUUUAGGAAUUGGCGACUUAAAUCACAAUACGUUCAUCACGAAUCAAAACUUUCGAACUGAAACACCGACUAAUGUGCUUAGUCCUUCAGACACCGUUAUAGAUAUACCACUCUCUUCUACAAAGAAACACUUCUUUCCGACCUCUCAAGUAUUCAAAGUUGUUAAUCAUUUAGAAAAACCAAUAACAUCUACGUUAAUCAAAACGGACAAAGCUCACCCCAUUGUUAUUGCAAAAGAACCUUGCUUUAUGAAAAACAGCGUGGAUUCAGAUGACUCUGGUCAAAGAACACCGGUUAAUUCUGAACCAAAUAUGCCUAAUACUGUGUUACGGUCAGAAAAACACUAUCAACUCGAAAAGGAUCCUGGAAACUCAAUGCCUAUACUUUCGGCUACUCAGCCUUUUCUUCAUACAACAGUCAACAACGAAUUUCUGGAAAAUUGUGGACAGGAAAUCAGAAAACAACCGGAAAGAAUAACUUCACUUCCACCACAGCCUGAAAUAAUGAGAUCAGAAAGAUCACAAAAACCAAAUAUCUUAAUUUUGGAUGAAAAAUCAGACCAAGAGAGCAUUAUUAGUGAAAGGCAAUCUAUGGGCACUCUUAGGUCACCACCACAUCCAUUUCAUAUGCGCACAUCUUCUGAUAUCUCAAAAAUGGAGAGAUUAAGAAGAAAAUCACCCAGUCCAUCUUAUACAAGUUCAAACAUUUUUGAAAAUUCUGUACAAUCCAAUCCCGUAAAACCAGGAUUCCAUUCUAGUCCUACAUCUCAACCAAAAAUGUAUCAUUCUGCUACAUUAAGGUCAAGUUCUGUACAAAGAAUGCCAUCAAAUCCACCAAAAGAAACUCCAUGGUAUAGUCAUUCAAGUGAUGUACAACCACAAAACUCUAACAGAAGUUUGGUUAAAAGUUCAUCAAGCAUACCUUUGAGUGGAAAUCCAAGUUAUCUGGAUUCUAUUUCAUCUAAUGUCCUUUCACCGCCUUCACAAGUCGUCUAUCAUUGCAGACCUAGUGAUCACUUAGUGACUGAUUCAAAACAAACAUUAAGAGAGGAAGUUUUCAAACCUAGUCUUAAUGGUAACAAAUCUAUCAUGAAAGAACCUAAGCAGUCAGUAAACUGGUCAAAUGUUCCACGCUUUCAGAAGAAUGAUGAGUCUAUAGACAGUAAAACAUCCUCUUUUUCCUCCAAUUCACAACACACAACCACUCAUGUAACUGAAAUAAACAGGCAACAACGUUGGUCUUUCAGUUCAAAAGUCCCUGUAAACACGAGUUUGAAUGUGGAACACAAUGGUUUUUCAGAUCACAAUAAUCAAUCAUCUGUCAAAAGCUAUACUGAGUCCGCAAUACAGUCACCUUCAACAUCUAAUGAAUAUUCCUUUGUAAAUGAAAUCAAUAGAUUUGAGAAUACAGAUGAAAUCAGUAAUUUGAAUAAUGGAAUACGAACACGUUCAGUCAGUGAACAGCCACCGUUAUCACCCAACAGAUUUCCCAAUAGAUUUGUAUUUCGGUCAAAUUCAGAUCAAAUAUCGCCACCCAUUCACCAUCAAGCUUAUCAGUCAGCGAAACAAUCGGAUGUUACACAAUACAAUCGUGACAAUUCGCUUCCGAAUAAAUUUGAUACAUCAACACAAACAGAUGAUUUUUAUUCCAAAUCAUGGACAACAGGAAGUUUGGAUUCUCCAAAUAAUCAGGAUUCAGAUGCUUCGUGUGAAUUUGAAUCUCCCAACUCAACAAACGAACCAAAACUUCAAACUUGGCCACUUUCUUUGCAAAGUAUUGUAAGACCAACUGACUCAGAUAGUAAUAGUAGUAUACCGCCUAAACCAAUUGAAAAUAAUCGUAUCAGUAAUGUGAAUAUGCAUAUUCAAAAGUCAAAACCAAGCUGUACAUUAAUUCCAACAAAAGCUAAUGAAUGCAAAAUUCAGUCAGGUGCAGUUUAUCAAAAAGAACCUUGGCGUCGUCAUUCCCUUCGCAUAAACCCAACAGAUGUAUCCACUCAGUCAACUUCUCUGCAAGUUACAGAUAAUUUAAACGAUAAGCCACCACAGAGACUGUCUUCAUCGCGCAAGCCUCGUACCGCUUCAAGAUUCAGUAUUGGAAAUCCAAGUGAACUUGAAACUCCAAGAUGUCGUAGUGUACAUUUUUCAAGUGAUGUUUUAGUUGCACAUACCGGUUCCGGACCAGAACCUUUACUCCUCUCCUCAGCUCCUUUAAAGGAACCAGCUUCUGAUGAUGAAGAUUCACAAAGUUCAUAUUUCAUUGAUAGAAAACCAAAUAAUCACCUAACAAAACUUUCCAUUGAUUGCGGUCAAAAUGCAUCAAAUAUUCCAAGAUCUUUUAAUUCACGUACAAAAAUUAGCAAACCCACGGCUCCAUUGCCUUUCCGUCGACAAUUUGUCUUUAACUCUCCGAAUAACUUAGACUUUUAAUUGAUCUGAUGAAAAGUCACACAAUCUGCAAAAGACUUUUCGCUUAAUAUCAUUACAAAAAAUGACGAAUAUGCACUUCUAUCUACUGGACAAUUUGGAAAUUUCCGUCUCAUUUCCUCUUCUUUUUCAUUAUGAAGUUUAUCAUAGUAUUUUUCUAUCAUUUUGUGUGCCUUAAACAAUAAUUAUACUAAUGGGAGCAUUGGGCAAUCAUUGAUUUCUCUCAGAAAAGGGCAUUUAAAUUAACAGCAGGUCAUAUGCAUUUAUCACACUGACAGUGAUGUUUCACAAUUUUCUCUAAUUAAUUUUCUUCUCACAUUUUGACUAACAUCUUUUCACAGAGUUUAUUUAUUAUUUGCAACUUUAACAGCUAUUUAAUCAAAUCUGAUUUUAUUUCGAUAAGAAUAUGAAUGAAGAUUAUUCAGCUGUAUUUCACUGGUUUAGGGAUUCAUAUAGUGUGAGAAAUACUACAGGUAAAUGCAAUUGUAGUGUUAUUGUAGGAUACAGCCUAGUGCAUGUAACAUAACUCGUCAUAAGAAAUAAAAUUAUGCCUAGUCAGAUCAAAACCAGAACACUUCUUCACGCAUGAACAAAUAUUUAAAAAAAUUAAUGUAUAAUUAAACACAUUUUAGGGGAUUACAGCAUGACACAAGAGUGACAAAGUUUUUAUUUAAUAUAAAACUGCAUGUAUGUAAAUUUUAUUAUCUGUUCUUCUUCUUCAAUGAUGAAAGUGCUUUCAUAUGACACUGUUAUCUUUCCAUUUCCUUCUGUUAAACAAUAAUCCAUGCAUUACAGUUGAUAUUUUUUGUUUAUUUUCAGCUUUUCCUAAUCAUUACAUGAAUUUUAGUCAAUUUACAGCUUAUCAGAGAUUCAGAUCAUGCAAAUAUUAUUAAACAUGCAUUUUAUGUAUCAUUAAUAAUGAGAAAGAA
Trichobilharzia szidati is the source of this 4288-nucleotide messenger RNA. The record is from the annotation of a GenBank genome assembly. NCBI's taxonomy places the organism in Eukaryota, Metazoa, Platyhelminthes, Trematoda, Strigeidida, Schistosomatidae.